AUGGCUGGCGAUUCUAGGAAUGCUAUGAACCAGGAUAUGGAGAUUGGAGUCACUCCCAGGGACCCUAAGAAGAUUCCCAAACAGGCCCGCGAUUACAUCCCCAUUGCCACAGACCACACUCGCCUGCUGGCGGAAGGCAAAAAGCCCCGCCAGCGCUACAUGGAGAAGAGUGGCAAGUGCAAUGUCCACCAUGGCAAUGUCCAAGAGACCUACCGGUACCUGAGUGACCUCUUCACCACCCUGGUGGACCUCAAGUGGCGCUUCAACCUGCUCAUCUUCACCAUGGUCUACACCAUCACUUGGCUGUUCUUUGGUUUCAUUUGGUGGCUCAUUGCUUAUAUUCGGGGUGAUCUGGACCAUGUUGGUGACCAAGAGUGGAUUCCUUGUGUUGAAAAUCUUAGUGGCUUUGUGUCUGCCUUCCUGUUCUCCAUUGAGACUGAAACCACCAUCGGGUAUGGCUUUCGAGUGAUCACAGAGAAGUGUCCAGAGGGCAUCAUACUCCUCUUGGUCCAGGCCAUCCUCGGCUCCAUCGUCAAUGCCUUUAUGGUGGGAUGUAUGUUUGUCAAGAUCAGUCAGCCAAAGAAGAGAGCAGAGACCCUCAUGUUUUCCAACAAUGCAGUCAUCUCCAUGCGGGACGAAAAGCUCUGCCUCAUGUUCCGGGUGGGUGACCUUCGCAAUUCCCACAUUGUGGAGGCCUCGAUUCGCGCCAAGCUUAUCAAGUCCCGGCAGACCAAAGAAGGGGAGUUCAUCCCCCUGAACCAGACAGACAUUAAUGUGGGCUUCGACACUGGGGAUGACCGUCUAUUCCUAGUGUCGCCACUCAUCAUCUCCCAUGAGAUCAAUGAGAAGAGCCCUUUCUGGGAGAUGUCUCGGGCCCAGCUCAACCAGGAGGAGUUUGAAGUCGUGGUCAUUCUAGAAGGGAUGGUGGAGGCAACAGGCAUGACUUGCCAAGCACGGAGCUCCUACAUGGAUACAGAGGUGCUCUGGGGCCACCGAUUCACGCCAGUCCUCACCUUGGAAAAAGGCUUCUAUGAGGUGGACUACAACACCUUCCAUGACACCUAUGAGACCUACACGCCCAGCUGCUGUGCCAAGGAGCUGGCAGAAAUGAAGCGGGAAGGCCGACUCCUCCACUACCUCCCCAGCUCCCCACUGCCAGGGGGCUGUGCUCAAGCAGAGCUGGAUACAGAGGCUGAGCAGGAUGGAAAGGAUGAGUCCGAGGGGCUGAGUGGGUCCCAGGAGACCAGGGGCUCAGUGUGAGGGCUGCACUCUCCCCACAGCUUCCCCUCACUGGCUUCUAUGAGCACAU
Messenger RNA from Diceros bicornis minor, 1309 nucleotides. RefSeq names its product potassium inwardly rectifying channel subfamily J member 5 (gene KCNJ5). The transcript is spliced from 2 exons. Gene Ontology annotation, biological process: regulation of monoatomic ion transmembrane transport; potassium ion import across plasma membrane. Gene Ontology annotation, cellular component: plasma membrane. The record is from RefSeq and is a predicted model, not a curated record. Gene Ontology annotation, molecular function: G-protein activated inward rectifier potassium channel activity. Lineage: Eukaryota; Metazoa; Chordata; Mammalia; Perissodactyla; Rhinocerotidae. The coding region runs from base 1 to 1260 and encodes 419 amino acids.